This is a messenger RNA of Neohortaea acidophila, 756 nucleotides long. RefSeq names its product phosphatidylethanolamine-binding protein. NCBI's taxonomy places the organism in Eukaryota, Fungi, Ascomycota, Dothideomycetes, Mycosphaerellales, Teratosphaeriaceae. The record is from RefSeq and is a predicted model, not a curated record. The transcript is spliced from 3 exons. The coding region runs from base 1 to 756 and encodes 251 amino acids.
AUGCAUUUCUCUUCGCUCUUCUGUGGCGCCUCCCUGGCCGCUCUCGCGCUUGCCGCCCCGUCACCUGGCAGAGGACAUUUCCAUCCUGGUCCCCAUCACUACCCAACAACGGCUUACAAGCAUCAUCCCACGACAACGUCUACAGCGCAUCCAACGACGACCAACUACAAUUGCGGCUCUAUCACCCGAGCCUACGCCACUGAAGUUGUCAAGCAGUUCGUCAUCGACCAAAUCGUUCCCGACCUGAUUGAGUUGAACACCCUGGGUACUCCAAGCGUCGUCGUCAAUGUGACCUACGGCAGCAAAGAUGUCAAUCUCGGCACCUACUUCACCACCACGGAAACCUUAGAUCAACCCACCGCCUUUUCCUUCACGGCGGAGGAGGGCUACGAUCCCUACACAACCUUGUACAUGGUCUUCUUGAUCGAUCCUGAUGUACCGCAAGAGGGUUCUCCCACGCAAGUGAACUACGCCCAUUGGAUCUUCUACAACGCGCAGCCCCAGUGCGUCACCAACCAGGCCAUCACCACCGUUGACACAUAUCAAAGCCCCACGCCCGCGAGCACGACGCAGCACCGAUACACCUUUUUGGUCUACCGCCAGCCGCCCGGGUUCACAGUCAGCGCUACUGAAGCCGCGGCGUUGAACAUUCGCACCCCCUUUGACUUGAAUGACUACACUGAGGCCAAUGGGUUGGUGCUAGUGGGCGGCAACUACUUCAACGAGGCCAUUGGCAAUGGAAUCCAGGGUUCUUGA